AAGUUCCUGUUAUGCGCUGUUAUACAGUAUAUGCCUUGAGCUCUUAUUUUGAAGGCGCUAAGAGCGGAAGUGAUGACACUUUUGAGUGGAGCGGAAGUUUUUGAAAGAAGGUAAAUAAAGUGGUCCUCGUGUACCCUGGAGCCUCCGUGUUUGUUAUUUUGUAGUUUCAUACAGUAUAGGUGACAUUUAUAAACCCUCGGUUACACUUUUUUAAAUAGAUUCAAUCUUGCACGUGGAAAGUUUAAGUGAGGGCUUUAGUUGAUAUAACACGCUCGUCAGGGGGUGCAUUAAUCCAGCACAACAGCGGCUCGUGGACUUAUUUUAUAAGUAAAGUAUCAAAGCUGGCGGAUUCCAAUGAUCAAAUGAAAUUUUGAAGACGUUUGCAGCAGCUUGAAGUCAACAUUUUGUUCCAGGAAGUGAAAAACCCGGAAGUUAUCGUUGAAUGAACAAAGACAUUUGGAGGAAAAAAAAUGACUGCUGGAGUUUUGCCAGCGUCUCUUCUUCUACUUCUCUUGUUUCUGUUGGGGUCAUGUGACGCAUGUCUGCCAAAUGCCGACUCAGCGUACGCGUCCACCGGCGCCGUGUGUCGCCUCACGUACCCUGCAGCCGUCGUCUUGAACGAGAAAACCACCAAAGUGAUCGAGGCGGCGUUCCAGCAUGCCAGAUAUCCUGGCGUGAAGGCCGAGAAGUCGGUGCCCUUUUUGGGCGUGGUCUCAUACGGCCUGGACAAUUUGGAGAUUCACAACCUGACGAUCGGUCAAAGCUCCUUUGAUCUUCGUGCAGGUGAAGGCAUCGCCAUGGAGAUAAGCAAUGUUUCUGCCGUCUUCACCGGGACCAUUCAUUAUGGAUACGGCAGCUGGGUUGUCAACGUUAAUCAAUCAAUCAACUUUGAGAUCGAGUCUCAGAUUGACCUUGGAAUCAACCCGAAACUUUACUGUGGAAAAGGCAAAGUAGCAGCAGACACUUCAUCUUGUUACUUGAACUUUGACAAACUACAUUUGCACCUGCAGGGAGACAGAGAACCCAACUUGCUCAAGAGGCUCUUCACAGACUUCAUCCUGUUCACUGUCAAACUAGUAGUCAAGGGGCAGAUUUGUAAAGAGAUCAACAAAGUGGCAAAUAUAUUGGCAGAUUUCAUACAAGAAAGAGCAGAGAAGUUCCUCAGUGACGGAGACAUCGGUGUAGACAUCGGUGUGACUGCUGCUCCGGUCAUCACUGCCAAAUACAUAGAAUCGUACCACAAGGGGAUUAUGAAUUAUAAAAACACGUCUUCAGUCAUCGAGGAGUCAGCUUUCAACCCAAGUCAGCUGAGUGAUAACAGGAUGCUCUACUUUUGGAUCUCAGACCAGGUCUUAAGUCCGAUGAUGACAGCUGCCCACCAAGAUGGUCGCUUCGAGCUCCACAUCACUGGAAAAGACUUGAUGGAGGAUUUCAAGACAAAUUUCUCCACAACCAUGCCUGAUUUUAUCAGAAAGUGCCUUUUAGAAACGGGUCAUCCAGAUCUCCAUGUGUGGAGUUCUUCUGUUCCCGACAUUAACACGUCCUCCUUUGGCACAACUGUCAGGGCAGAGGCCUCUGGUCGCCUGCAGUGUGACGGUCAAGAUACACUCCUCUUCCAAACUCUCAUCACCACAAAUGUCACUGCUUCAUACGCCAAAAAACAAGUCUUACUGCACAGCACACCUUCAGAGGUUGUUAUUCUACAUGCUGAGCUCUACCAAAACCCUCUGGUAGAUCAAGCACAACUGGAGUUCAUAGAAGAAGCUUUGAGGAGGAUAGGUAUCCCCAAGGUGCUGACUGUGCUUGAAAAGGAAAUAACCAGGCUGUUGGACAAACAGGGAGCAUACUUAUUCGACAUCAAUGACCCAGAAGUGCUUCCUCGGGAUGGCUUUGUGGUUAUUCAGAUGGACUUUGGUUUCCCUCAUCACCUCCUGGUGGACUUCCUGAAGAAGAUGCUACAAUAACCAACAAACAAGCAAACUUGAUGGUGACACUUUAUUUGUUUCAAACAAAAGUUACGUUAAAGUACCACAUCACAUGAUGACACAAUGCAACAUGUUUGAAAAGGAGUCGGAAGAAGCAGACCUUAUUUCAUCCCACCCCUUCUAUAUAUAUAUAAAUACACCUGUCAAUACCUACUCCGGGGUUGGGCAGUUAUAUUUCCUUCUGAUAGAUUAAAAUGUAAGGGUUUUGUCAAGGGCUCAGUGCGGUCCCUUUCUUGCGGCAGGUUUUAUAUAUAUAUAUAUAUACAGUAUAUA
Nerophis lumbriciformis (worm pipefish) is the source of this 2258-nucleotide messenger RNA. The record is from RefSeq and is a predicted model, not a curated record. NCBI's taxonomy places the organism in Eukaryota, Metazoa, Chordata, Actinopteri, Syngnathiformes, Syngnathidae.